AUGUCUGCCUUACAGCACCACACCCUCCUCCUUCCAAGGCCCUCCUCUCCCCGCCAUUUCCAUCCGCCCCAUAGCUCCCACCGCCAGCCGCUCAUCACAAUCCGAUCUGCCGCCGCGACCACCACACCGUUCAAGAACAACCCGAACCAGAACCAGAACCAGUUAGCAGCAGUCCUCCAGCCACAACACCGCACCCCACACAUAUACCUCACCACAACCGACCCCGGCCUGACCUCUACAUGGAGCCACCGCGCGUGGCUCGCAACCGGCUGCGCCGCCGUCCUCUUCUCCCUCCUCAAAGCCGCCAUCCUCUCAGCCCGUACCCGCACCUGGCCCCAGCCCUUGCUCGCCUGUUACACGGGCUACGUCCUCGCCGACCUCGGCUCGGGACUCUACCACUGGGCCAUCGACAACUACGGCGACAAAACGACCCCCGUUUUGGGGGCCCAGCUCGAGGCCGCCCAGGGCCACCACAGGUGGCCCUGGACCAUCACCCGGCGCGAGUGCGCCAACAACGUGCACGCCCUGGCUCGCGCCGUGGCCUUGUCGGUGCUACCGUUGGAGGUGAUGUGUAAUAACCCGGCCGUUCUCGGGUUUCUCGGGACGUUCGCCGGGUGCGUCAUGUUCUGCCAGCAGUGCCACGCUUGGGCUCAUGGUACGAGGAGCAGGCUGCCGCCGGUGGUGGCGGCGCUGCAGGACGCCGGAGUUUUGCUGUCGAGGGUGCGGCACCAAGGGCACCACCGGCCGCCUUAUAAUAGUAAUUAUUGUAUAGUGAGUGGGAUGUGGAAUGGAGUUCUGGAUGAGAACAAGGUGUUUGAGGUGUUGGAGAAGGUGGUUUAUGUUAAGCUUGGAGUGAAGCCUAAGUCAUGGAGUGGGCUGGAUUACUCUGCCACGAUAGAAGAAGAAGAGGAAGCUCAGAUCGAUGAUCACACAAUGAAGUCAGAAUUGCUCUACUAA
Molecule: messenger RNA, 957 nt
Organism: Linum tenue
Lineage: Eukaryota; Viridiplantae; Streptophyta; Magnoliopsida; Malpighiales; Linaceae
Source: the annotation of a GenBank genome assembly